UUGAGAGAGAGAGGCAGAGAGAGAGAGAGUGAGAAGAGUGAAUCGUGAUGAUGAGUCAUUGAAAAAGAAAAGAGAGGUGAAGUGGUUAGACAAGGAAAGGAGAGGCUUCCCUGUGCUAAGAGGCGAAGCUGUGAUGCUUUCGGUUAAGUUUGCUCAAACGGGCCUCGUCUGUGCUGUAUUCGGCAGUUAUCAAAUACAAUACAAAGAUCUUUGAAACUCCUCCUCCUUUCACUCUCUUUUCGCACCUUCCUUCCUUCCUUCGCUCUCUUGCUAAUUCGUCCUAGGUUUAGUCUCUUCUUUUUUGGAUUCAAAAUUCUCAUAUAUAUUGGGGCAGCCAGGCUGAGAGAAGGAAACAGAGGCUAGUUCCUUUUGGCGGAGGAUAAAGUUUUGGUCUUUGAUGUGAGAGUGGACAUCAGAAAUCUGGGUUUGGUUGCCUUGUUAGGUAGGUGAGAAGCAAAAUAAUGUGGGAUCUUAACGACUCGCCUGAUCAGAUAAAGGACGACGAAUCGGAAGGCUGUUCUUCGCUGAAUGAUGAUAAAGGAAAGCGGGUCGACGGAUCUGUUUCCAAUUCAAGUUCAUCCGCGGUGGUCAUGGAGGACGGAUCCGCCGAAGAAGACGGAGAGGGGAGCCGAGGAAUAUCAGACGGGAAAGAUAGCCGGAAGAUGAAGAAGAAGCGAAGCAGUAAGAUAUUCGGGUUCUCUGUGACCCAUGAAGAGUCAUCCAUGGAUAGUGCUGAAGCUGAACCGCCUGUAACCAGACAGUUUAUGCCGGUGGAGGAAGCUGACGACGUCGCCGGCGCCCCCAGCUCAGCCUUUCCUCGGUCUCACUGGGUAGGCCUAAAAUUCAGCCAGCCAGAAGCGACCAGCGGCGACGGCGGUGGUGGGAAAUCAGUGGAAGUGGUGUCGUCGACAUCCCAGCCUAUGAUUAAGAAAAGUCGGCGAGGCCCACGGUCGAGAAGCUCACAGUAUAGAGGAGUCACUUUUUACAGGAGAACAGGUCGAUGGGAGUCUCACAUAUGGGAUUGCGGGAAACAAGUCUAUCUGGGUGGAUUUGACACAGCACAUGCAGCUGCUCGUGCAUACGAUAGAGCGGCCAUUAAGUUCCGAGGAGUAGAAGCAGACAUAAACUUCAACAUAGAAGACUAUGAAGAAGACUUGAAACAGAUGGGCAAUCUGACGAAGGAAGAGUUCGUGCACGUACUUCGCCGACAAAGCACUGGGUUCCCGAGAGGAAGCUCCAAAUACAGAGGGGUAACCUUACACAAGUGUGGAAGAUGGGAGGCUCGAAUGGGCCAAUUUCUAGGCAAAAAGUACGUCUAUCUGGGUCUAUUUGACACCGAGAUUGAAGCUGCUAGGGCUUAUGACAAAGCAGCAAUGAAGUGCAACGGCAAGGACGCCGUCACCAAUUUUGAUCCCAGCAUCUAUGAAACUGAGCUUCAUUCUGAGUCCUCGGGUAAUGCUGAUCACAAUCUGGAUUUAAGUCUGGGCAAUGCGAGCUCAAAUCACAGUGCUAGGCAGUCAUUGGUAAAUCUGGUACCAGAACAACCUAAUAGAAGUAACAUAGAAUCUCAUCGAAGAAUUGGGCACGGCGAGAAUGAAACGAUGCGUCUUCUGAGUCGAACUCACCUUCAAUCUCCAGCCGCUGAUGAAACCCAGAGAUAUGGUCCCUACAAGACUUCUGGACAACCUCAAGUUCACCAUUUUUCACAUUUUCAUCCCCCAAAUUAUCGUGUAGAUUCCUAGCAGCAGUAAUGGAAACGCAGGUCGUUUGGGAAGUGAUCUUUCAUUGUCAAUGAAUGAUCAAGAACGAUGGCAAUCUGGACACUCUCAAUAUUUCUCGACUGCUGCAGCAUCAUCAGGAUUCCCACAGCAGAUCACUACCUCUCAAGCCUGGCUGCAGAAAAAUGGGUUCCACACUUCUCUCAUGCGACCCUCCUGAUCUGACCCUCUUUUAAAAUUUUCUGUCCCACCAAUUGUAUUCCAAUAAUUUACAGUUUUACACCCUCCUUCUUUCUGGGGAUAAUUCUAUAAGGAGCACAGUCUUACCAUUAGAUCUAUUUUACAAAAAAAUUUUGGUCGUCAAUAAAAAAAAAAGUGAAAAUAAAUCUAAUGGUCAAAAGAGUUGGAUCUUUUUGUGCAUAAUAGAAUUGUCCUUUCCUUCAUCUGUGUGCGCCACAUAGCUUGUAAACAUAUUCCAUGUUAUUUUAUAGGCUUCUU
Messenger RNA from Neltuma alba, 2216 nucleotides. RefSeq names its product floral homeotic protein APETALA 2. Bases 462 to 1742 code for a protein of 426 amino acids. The transcript is spliced from 10 exons. Lineage: Eukaryota; Viridiplantae; Streptophyta; Magnoliopsida; Fabales; Fabaceae. Gene Ontology annotation, molecular function: DNA-binding transcription factor activity; DNA binding. The record is from RefSeq and is a predicted model, not a curated record. Gene Ontology annotation, biological process: regulation of DNA-templated transcription.